UCGCUCCGCUUCGACGACGUCGCUAUGAAAUGGCAGAAACUGUCCGUGUCGCGGAAGCACCACGAUUAGGUUACGUUAGUAACUCCACAUCUAUCUCGCUGUGUUGCUGAGCUAACAAUUUGAAGGAAACGAGAGUGUGUCCGCCUAAAAGGAGGUCCAAGGAGUAGUAUUUCCUCUCAGAAACGAAAAAAAACAACAAAAAAACCCCUCCAGGUUGGAGUCUCCGGCCGGGAGCGAGCGGCGACUGCGGGUUGACACUAUUGGAAUAAACAGGAGACUGGUCUUGAGAGGCGAGCUCCACUUGGAUGCCCUGUCACAGUCUUUGUCCAGAGCUUCACCAUGAACCGGAACAAGCGUGAAAAGGAGUACUACAGUAUAGAUGUGGGCGAUUCAACUUUUACUGUCUUAAAACGCUACCAGAACCUCAGACCUAUUGGAUCGGGAGCACAGGGAAUUGUUUGUUCAGCGUAUGACCACAACCUGGAGAGGAAUGUUGCCAUCAAGAAGCUGAGCCGACCCUUUCAGAAUCAAACUCACGCCAAACGGGCCUACAGAGAGCUGGUGCUCAUGAAAUGUGUCAACCACAAGAAUAUUAUUGGACUAUUAAACGUUUUCACACCACAGAAGACACUGGAGGAAUUCCAAGAUGUGUACCUAGUGAUGGAGCUGAUGGACGCCAACCUCUGUCAGGUGAUUCAGAUGGAGCUGGACCACGAGAGGUUGUCCUACCUCCUCUACCAGAUGCUGUGUGGAAUCAAACACCUGCACGCCGCCGGCAUCAUACACCGAGACCUGAAGCCCAGUAACAUUGUGGUGAAGUCGGACUGUACACUGAAGAUCCUGGACUUUGGCCUGGCCAGGACGGCUGCUACCGGGCUCCUCAUGACGCCCUACGUGGUGACCCGUUACUACCGCGCCCCCGAAGUCAUCCUGGGCAUGGGUUACCAGGCCAACGUGGAUAUUUGGGCUGUGGGCUGCAUUAUGGCAGAAAUGGUUCGCCACAAAAUCCUUUUUCCAGGAAGGGAUUAUAUCGACCAGUGGAAUAAGGUGAUCGAGCAGCUGGGGACGCCGUCUCCGGAGUUCCUGUUGAAGCUCAACCAGUCAGUGAGGACCUACGUGGAGAACCGGCCGCGGUACGCCGGCUACAGUUUUGAAAAGCUCUUCCCCGACGUCCUUUUUCCUGCAGACUCUGAACACAACAAGCUGAAAGCGAGCCAGGCCCGAGACCUACUAUCCAAGAUGCUGGUAAUCGAUGCUUCAAAGCGGAUCUCGGUGGACGAGGCUCUGCAGCACCCCUACAUCAACGUGUGGUACGACCCGACUGAAGUGGAAGCUCCGCCGCCUGCGAUCACGGACAAGCAGCUGGAUGAAAGAGAGCACACAGUGGAGGAGUGGAAAGAGUUGAUAUAUAAAGAAGUGCUGGACUGGGAGGAAAGGACUAAGAAUGGUGUCAUCAGGGGACAGCCCGCCUCCAUAGCACAGGUUCAGCAGUGAGCAGCAGCCCCCAGAAGCACCACCAGCACCAUCCUCCCACAUCCUCAUCCGCCUCCGCCAGCGGCGGCUCCUCCCUGUCCACCGCCCCCACCCUGACCGGCGCCGCCAGCAGCCCGGAAACCGCCAGCAUCGCCACCGUUGCUCCCGCCGCUGCUCCGGCCGACGGCCCCGUGGGCUGCUGCAGAUGACGAUCACCUCCACCCUCCCUGGGUCCUGGCCCCGGUCCUGGUUCUGAUCCCUGGCGCGGCCACACCCAGGACCACCAGCCCCGGGCUGCGGCUCCUGGUCCCGCUCUCUGGUUUUGCCCCCUUCCUGUGCUUAUCUUCAGUAGUGUAGCCAGAUAGCUGUUUGAGAAUCACUUCUGAAAGGACAGAUGUUCCUCAUCCUCUUUUUUUUUUUUUUUUUUUUUUUUUUUUUUUUUUUACGUGACAUUUAAAGU
Cololabis saira (Pacific saury) is the source of this 1933-nucleotide messenger RNA. RefSeq names its product mitogen-activated protein kinase 8b (gene mapk8b). The transcript has 12 exons. The record is from RefSeq and is a predicted model, not a curated record. Gene Ontology annotation, cellular component: cytoplasm; nucleus. Lineage: Eukaryota; Metazoa; Chordata; Actinopteri; Beloniformes; Belonidae. Gene Ontology annotation, molecular function: ATP binding; JUN kinase activity. Bases 340 to 1494 code for a protein of 384 amino acids. Gene Ontology annotation, biological process: protein phosphorylation; JNK cascade.